AUCUCUCAGAAAGCCCUUAUUCAUUUCUGCGUAUGGGCUGGAGGGUGAACAUGGACUCGUUAGGUCUUUUUGUCCUGCUAAUACUCACAUUUUGCUACUGGACAGCUGCUUCUUCUGCCGAUGAAAUCACCUGGAGCUAUUCUGGUUUUGUCGGUCAGUCUGAGUGGUCAGAGUAUUUCCCAGACUGUGGUGGUACUUCCCAGUCACCUGUUGAUGUGAUAACUACUCAGACUAAAUAUGACCCCAAUUUGAUUCCUGUGACCCCGCUGGGCUACAGUCAGACCGGCAGCCAUCCCUUUUCACUGCACAAUAAUGGACACACUGUUAUCGUUGAGCUGCCAGAGUGGAUGGUGCUCCGGGGGCUGCCUUGGGUCUUUACAGCCGUUCAGCUGCACUUUCACUGGGGCAAUGGUGGUCCAGGUCAUGGGGGCAGUGAGCAUAUCAUCAAUGGAAGGAGCUCAGAAGCAGAACUCCAUGUGGUCCAUUACAACUCAGAGCUCUACCCCAACAUGUCUGCGGCGAUGACUCAGAGAGACGGCCUGGCUGUUUUAGCAAUCCUCAUUGAGACAGGUGAAGAGACAAAUCCGGGGUUUAAUAACAUCAUUGACUACAUGAGCCGUGUCAGACAUGCAGACCAGAGAGCGUUUAUCCCAGCCUUUGACGUCCAGUCCCUACUCCCCAAAGACCUUGGACGCUUCUAUCGAUACAAUGGCUCCCUGACCACCCCGCCCUGCUACCAGAGUGUCUUCUGGACCGUGUUUCAUGAAAGGGUUCAGAUCUCAAAAGCACAGCUUCUGAAGAUGGAGACGAUACUUUACUCCAGUAAAGCUCAGGAAGCUGACAGGAUGCUGCUGCAGGACAACUUUCGUAUGACACAGCCGCUCAACCACAGAGUUGUCUUUGCCUCCUUCUCUGCAGAAUCAGGGAAGGAGCUCUCCUCUGGUGAGGUCACAGCCAUUGUGGUAGGAGUGAUGUGUGGCUGCGUGGGAGUGGCAGUGAUCGUUCGCUUCAUUGUGAAGACAAUACGAUUUUUUAGACUUCUUCGACUUGAAAGAGUCGUGGUAAACAGCUCUACCUCUAGCUGGGACGUCCUGCACAAUAACCGGCCUGCUCCAAUGUCAAGGACAAAUGAGACCGAGAAAUCACAGGAGAAAAAAACGAACCCGACUCUGAUGAUGACCUCAGAAGCUGAAAGGAAAGAAGAAUCGUCACCGUUACCGCAGACCGAGCCCUAGCGGUAGCAUCGUCAUCUGCCUGUUGUGAUAAAGGUCUUUUCCAACUAAAUUCAGCUCCAUUUUCACUCAACUUUAGAGACCCGUUUCCAUCCAAAUCGAAGUAAAGCACCUGAUGGGAAAUGCCAAUUUUCUGCUUUAACGUUCAGACAUGGCUACUGCAGUUGCACUUCAGAUAAGGGAUACAUGUAGACACAUGUUUUUUCUUCUGUUUUAAUGUUAUUUCCUUCACUAUAUUUCCUAAAACCCAAACACACUGCACUAACCUUUUGUAAACUCUUUACAUUUAAACUCUUCUGAGUAAUUUAAAAAAGAUAAGACAGAAAACAGACAAUGUUGAUGUGAAAACACAUGAGAGGUAACAUGUAUAUACAGGUGCUGUACAAACAUUUCAGAGCAGAUUUUAAAUCUGCACACUUUAUUGUAAAUGGAAGAGUUAUAUUUAUUUACAUACCUUCAGUCUGUUGAAGAGAGACAUUUAAAAGCUGCAUGUCAUCUGCACAUAUCUGAUUGAUUGUUGUUGUGUCUAACUUAUCUGCCUGAGCACUGCAUUAAAACAUUUGAAUGCCAAA
This is a messenger RNA of Girardinichthys multiradiatus, 1804 nucleotides long. RefSeq names its product carbonic anhydrase XIV (gene ca14). Bases 33 to 1235 code for a protein of 400 amino acids. The transcript has 13 exons. NCBI's taxonomy places the organism in Eukaryota, Metazoa, Chordata, Actinopteri, Cyprinodontiformes, Goodeidae. Gene Ontology annotation, molecular function: carbonate dehydratase activity; zinc ion binding. The record is from RefSeq and is a predicted model, not a curated record. Gene Ontology annotation, cellular component: plasma membrane.